This is a messenger RNA of Anguilla rostrata (American eel), 5782 nucleotides long. RefSeq names its product histone chaperone ASF1-like. The record is from RefSeq and is a predicted model, not a curated record. Gene Ontology annotation, biological process: DNA replication-dependent chromatin assembly. NCBI's taxonomy places the organism in Eukaryota, Metazoa, Chordata, Actinopteri, Anguilliformes, Anguillidae. Gene Ontology annotation, molecular function: histone binding. The transcript is spliced from 5 exons. Bases 442 to 1053 code for a protein of 203 amino acids. Gene Ontology annotation, cellular component: chromatin; nucleus.
CAGAGGGCGCUCAAACCGAAGCAUAAAAGAAUGACAUACGGAGAACCGAACUGAUUUUUCUGAUGAUUUAAGUAGGCAACCUAGCUAUCUAGCUGCAUUGCUGCUGCUGGCCGUGGUGGUGUCCAUAAUGUUUAGUUCUAUAUUGAACGGUCUGAAAAAACUAACUCAAUGGUUAUCCGUUAUAUACCUCCGAAAACAGCCAGCUUGUGUGGCUUCACAACGAGAUAGCUAGGCUAUUUCACGAGUUGGACUCGGUUAGAUAGCUGAUGAGACAAUACAGCCCCGCUUUGGACGAGGCUGCUGCCGUGGGCUUUCAGGCAGCGCUACCAGUACCAUCGUGUUCUGAAGCGCUGACUCUGCACCUGUGCAGCAAGCUAACGUUGCCUAGGUAGCUUUCUAUCAUUACUAGACAGUGUUCGUGGAACCGUCAGCUGACAAACUAUGGCAAAGGUACAAGUAAACAGUGUAAUCGUACUGGAUAAUCCAUCUCCGUUUUUUAACCCCUUUCAGUUUGAGAUCACCUUCGAGUGUAUAGAAGAUUUGCCUGAAGAUCUGGAGUGGAAAAUAAUUUAUGUGGGAUCAGCAGAGAGUGAAGAAUAUGACCAGGUGCUGGACUCUGUUCUUGUUGGACCAGUGCCUGCAGGAAGGCACAUGUUUGUGUUCCAGGCUGAUGCAGCAAAUCCUGCCCUGAUCCCUGACGGAGAUGCAGUGGGAGUCACUGUCGUGUUGAUAACAUGUACCUACAGGACACACGAGUUUAUUCGGGUUGGGUAUUAUGUGAACAAUGAAUAUAUGGACCCAGAGCUCAGAGAAAAUCCACCCGUAAAACCAGAUUUUGCAAAGCUCCAGAGAAACAUCCUGGCCUCAAACCCACGAGUCACACGCUUCCACAUUAACUGGGAUGAGAGUAAUGUGAAAAUUGAUCAUUCAGAGCCCCCAAACCUCAGCAUUCAGCCGUUGCUCACUUCAGACAACUCGACUUCAUCAUCUAAAGGGCUGGUCACUGGGAAUUCGUUACACCUCAUGUCAGACUCACUUAUGAACUGUCUAUGACUGACCAGCUUCAACGUCAUUGCCGUUCUGUGAAGGAAAGGCUUAUUCUGAAAAAAUGGUCUUUCUAUGUUCUGUUUUAAUUGUGUGUGUUACUUUGUUAUAAUGCCAGUAAAUAUAACAUCAGGUUCUGAAAAGGCUAAGAUUCCUUUUGAUCGCCUCAUUUGUGGCAUUUCACCAUCUAAUUGCAAAACAGAAGUGCUGCUGUUAUUUUUGUCAGAGUUGCUCUCAGUCAACAUCUGUUUUCCACUGAUGGAGCAGUGCUGAACUAAGCCAUUCUAGACUAUGGCCUAGCUUAUCAAUGCAGUUGGUUUUACAUUAUCGUGCACAGUUGUAGGAGAGGUACAUAUUACUGCAAGAAAAAAUGUAACUUUUCAAGUUUCACUUUGUUAACAAAUGUCAAAAAUGUAUUCAUCUUGUAUUAAUCCUUGUUCAAGUAGUCCUGGUUCUGUGCACAGCUGUGUAUGCUAUCUGUAAAAACUAUACAUUUGUUCUAACUAUUGAGCUUAACUGGUAGUUGCACUACGCAGAAUAUCGACAGAAUAUUUCUCCUUUUUGACAGUUUUGUAGCUGACUGACAAAAGUCACACAUCCUAUGCUCGUUGGUAACCACGCCAGCACUACAUUGGUUGUGGUGUAGAGUAAACAUGGGUAAACCUGGUUUGUUUUGAAAAAGACAUUUAUAUGACGGUGGAAGUCCACCUGCAAUUUGUGUACAAGGGACUCACUGUUUGGCAGCUGCAACAAAAAGGCUCAAAUGAAUAUUAUAUUAUGCUGAUGAUGUAUACAACAUAGUUGAAAAUGGCAUUUGCUUUUUUGGUUUCAGAACAUGGUAUAAGAGCAAGAAGGCAUAAUAUUGGUGGAAAAUACCAAAUAAGGUACUUUAAAAGUGGAUGCUGCCAUUUCACGUGUAGCGGUUGGAAAGACAAGUGUGUCAAAGAAAAAAAUGUAAUGAAUACAGGAAAGUUUUUUUUUUUUUUUUUUUUUUUUUAAUGAGAAAAUAUUUUAGAAAAUAGAAAAUUGGCCUGCUACCAAAGGAGGGAAGAUUGCAUUCUGCUGUGCAAAAUGCAUUCAUUACCUGCAAGAAAGCCAUUCAUUAGGGGCCAAAUAAUCAGACAUUUUUGCAGUGCAAGAUGUGCCACAUUGGCGGCGGUGAGGGUGGGGGGCGGGGUUGUUAAUUGACCACCAUUUGUCAUUUAUGGCAAUAAAAGUAUUUAAAUUUUGUCAAAUAUACUUCUGACAGUAGUGAGGAAGUCCAUCUGUGUGUGGAUUGAGAGACGGAUGGAAUUUUUCCAUGGGGAGUGAAAUGCCAUCCAACAAUAUGGAGGACUACUGUUCUUGUCAGACACAGAGAAUGCUACAAUAAGUAGAGCCCAGACUGACAUGCAAAACUGAAUUUUUUAAAGACUGCUUCUGUCAGAUGAACUUGAAUAUAUAUAUAUGGCUUCACUUAAACAUAUAUAUAUACUGUAUGUGUGUGUGUGUGUGUGUGUAUAUAUAUAUAUAUAUAUAUAGAUAUAUAUAGAUAUAUAGUGUAAUAAUUUGAAAGCUAAAACAUCUAUCCAAUGUAUUUCACUGUGCUAAUCCAGGUUGUCAGAAUUAGCAUAGGCUAUAUUUUAUGUUACCAACAAGUGAACUAAAAAUGCAGUUGUACCCUGCUUAUGCAUGUUUAUGUAUUGGGUGAGCAGUACAACGUUUCCCCUCUAUUCACCAUUGACAGCAGUAGGUAGUUCAGACAAUGUUUAGUGUGACUGACUACAACAGUAAAAAUAAGCGGGAAGGCAUCUCUUUGACUUCUGCCAACAUGCUGUCACUUAAGAAUCUUGAGAAUCCACAGCGAUUGUUAAAUUGCUGAUGUCAGCCUUCUCACCCAGUUGGACAGUUUUAUAUUUCAAAACUACUCUGUGAAGCUAAGUUUAAUAAUAAUUUUAGUAAUAAAUGUUAUAGAUCUAACUAUAUUUUUCCAUAUAAUGUGCAAAAAUAUGAGAUUUUGCACACAAUCCACCAUUCACAUCUAAAGCAAAUAUUUUAAAAAUAUUUUAUUAAUGAAGAUUCCACAAUAUGUUAUGCUGAUAUGCUGAUGCUCUAACAUGCCAGCAUAUUAUUUGCUGCACAAACUUAGCAUGGGCUAAAAGUUUUGGUGAUUUUGCACUAAUCUUGCCUUUUAGUUCAUUAUUUUUUAAAGUACAUUUUAAGCUCUGUCUUUAAGUAUAUUGUGGCUUUGGCUUUGCUUUUCAUAGUACAGCAAGUGAUAAAAUGCAUUGUCUACAAUUAUUAAAAUGUGUCAUUUAAUAAUUGACUUAGGCUUGAAGUCUUUGUUGCAAUUUAAUUCAGAGUAAACAUGUAUAUGUGUGUGUGUAUAUAUAUAGAUUGAGCUCCAUACUGUUUGGGACAAAGACAUGUUUUGUUUUUUUCUUGAUUUGAACAGUCAAGGGUGGUGGGAGGAUGUAGGCUGAUUGUUUGACUUCUCCAGUUUUUAGUAACCAUCUUCCCUAUGCAUUUGUAUUUUGGGGGUGGGUGGGGAAUUUUUGUUUCAUCAUAACCAACAUUGGUUUUGUCACAUAGGUAGGGAAUUAACUGGAGUUAGUUACCAUUUCAUUUAAGGAUAUACUAGACACAUUUACGGAUUCCGAUUUUGGAAGAAAAACGGGGAAACCUUGCUUGAGAGUAUUCCAUAUACUUAAAAGUAUUUCAUAUGCAUUGCAUAAUUACAACCCAUAAGCUAUAUAAAGUUAAACUAUUUUUAUGUAAAUAAACACGUGCAAAACAAUUGCAAUAAGAUUAUUUACAUCAAAAUGAAUCCAAAUUACAAUUGUGGAGUUUUACAUUUGUAUAAUAUAAUGUCGCUUAAAGUGCAUUUUGUAGAUGCUCUGGCUUCGGAGCAUUUAUUUAACAAUAAUGGCGAAUAUAACAUUUCACAUAAAAGUAAUUUAUUAUUUUGUACUCUAUACGGAUGAGCUCGUAGGUACGGAUGAUUUUUCCAAUUUAACAAAUAUAUAUGAAUGAAUGUGAAAAUCAUCCAGAGAGGCAACUAUAAAAUGCCCAUUUUUGUCAGUCGCCUGAUUCUUGACCAUUAAAUGUCGCUAUAGUUCCAACCAGCUCCCUGUAAUUUUUGUCGUCAUUUCCUGUGUGUGCACCAAAACUGUUUUCCUUGGUCGUGGUGGUGAAAGAGAACAUCAACAGUGGAACUAGAGGCUAAAGGAAAAAGUGUGAAUGUAUGUCCAAUUCAGUAAGGCAGGCGAAAGCUUCCCCGUCAGUAAUAGGAUAGGAAAUAACGAGAAUAAAGGGGCUGACAAAGCGUGUUUGGGCUCACCCCUGCAUCACACAGAGCGACCCAAACUAGCUAGAUAGCUAACGUUAGCUGCACACUACAAGAACGCGACGAGGAAUACAACGCAACAGAGGACCCCUUCCAGAAAGCAUUAUCGCCAUCUCCAGCACUCUGAGCCAUAGUCGUGUCUUCCUUAAGAUGGGAAACGCUGCUACAGCAAAGAAAGGCAACGAGCUAGAGAGCGUGAGUGCAGAGAUGGAGCCUGAAUCUGCAGCGCAUACUCCAGGUACCUGCUUCACUAAAGACUACAAGGGGCAGGUACUUACAGUCCAUGUGCUGGCGUCAGACAACACCAGUCACAGGUUGCCACUCCUAUUGAAUACAAAUUGAGGGGCUGGGCGUUACUACAAAGCGCCCAAACCCGGGGUGAGUUUUUGAAGUUCACUUCCUUGUCUUAUUGAGAGACAUUGCUCACUUGCACCAGUGCAGUUUGCUUCAGUAUCAGUGUUUCAGUCACCCAUUUCAGUUUAAGUCAAUGGUAACAAUACGGUCAAAUACAAAGUCAGUAAUUUUUUCCCACAAUAAAAUGUAACUGCAAUAGGUGUUUCUUCUUCAUCUCAUGUUUACCCCCUGUGCCAAUCUGUUAAGUAAUUGUUUUAUUUGGACAACUCUGUAAUAUUUUGUGGACAAAUCAGGGACAGUUGAGACUGCCGAGUCACCGUAUUUCAAACUUUUGUGAACGACUGGACAUCAUGUCCAUACUGCGCAGUACAACAUGGCUGUACCCACAAACUGCACUUCCUGAGCUUCAAAAAGCUUUCUACCAAGCCCAUGGAGAGUCAAUGGGUGAUGUCCCAGUUACUUUGAACUUGUUUUUCUACAGUCUAUGGUUACUACUUUCCUGGAGAAAGGGUAACGUUACUCGCUAACAACCUAGCCACUAAUGACGGACAAUAUAUGUUAACGUGUUCAGUUCAGUUUAAGUUCUACUAUAAAUAGACUACUGCUUCAGUGGGAAAAUUGCAUUGGUUUAAUGUAACUACUAUUUGAAUUACUGGGAAUUAUGCUGUUGGCUUAUUGCAAGCUAUUUCAGACAUGGUCAUGACUUGUGCAAUAUUUGCUUCAUAAUAAAUCCAGAAAAACAAACGUUUUUAUAGAAUACCGGUAGUGAGAGAGAGAAUGGGGGAGAGGAGAUGAAGGCAUUAAGCCUGGCAAGGAGAAAUGUAUGGUUAACAUUCCAUCAUACAAGAGCUGAUAAAGUUAGCCUAUCUACGCAUUUCAAUAAAUUGUUUGACAAAAAUAACACGCUUGUUUUCAGUGUGGUUUUUAGUCAUCCACAUUACAUUUAGUUACACUGUCUACAAGGUUUGGGUUAUUUACCUCAAUUUUGCACUGUCAUUCUACCUUAAGCAUUGACUUAAAUUUUUUCAGUAAACAGUUUGUAAAGUGUGUGUUGUUCUU